AUGUCGCAAGAAAUUUCAAUCAUCGACAGGGCGAAGAAGGCAGCGGCUAAAAGAGCGAUUGAUGAAUACCUAAAGGACAAUAGCGUUAUUGGGAUUGGAAACGGAGCAACAGUGGCUUUUGCAGUUCAAAGAUUAGCCGAACGUGUUGCAGCGGAAGAUUUAAGCAUAGUCUGCAUAGCAACGUCAUACGAUGCUCAUCAACUAAUCAAAAAACACGGCCUGGCUUGGAGCGACUUGGAAACCUACCCAAAUCUCGAUUUCACCAUCGACGGAGCGGAUGAAGUAGAUGCGGAAUUGAAUGUAAUAAAUGGUGGAGGAAGCUACUUUACACAGGGAAAAAUCAUUGCGACAUGUUCGAAACAACUGAUUACUAUCGCCGAUUACUCUAAGAUGACACAGAAGUUCGGUGGGCCCAACAAGAAAAGGAUAGCCAUCGAGGUGAUACCUCUAGCGUACGUACCAAUACGCCAAAGGCUCCAGAAAAGGUUCGGAGGCAGCGUUGAGCUCAAGUUGACCGAUGCAAAAUAUGGGCCUCUUGUAACAGACAUUGGAAAUUUUAUCCUCGACUGGGACUUUCCUAAUGAUAUCACCGAUUGGCACAAAGUAAACACGGAAAUAAUGUUGAUACCUGGAGUAGUGGAAACUGGAAUUUUCUUAGGGUUGACAACAAAGGCAUAUUUCGGAAUGCCGGAUGGCAGCGUUAAAGUACAAUCCGAAUCUCAUAUACGUAGGUGA
This is a messenger RNA of Diprion similis, 735 nucleotides long. RefSeq names its product ribose-5-phosphate isomerase-like. The transcript is spliced from 6 exons. Bases 1 to 735 code for a protein of 244 amino acids. The record is from RefSeq and is a predicted model, not a curated record. Gene Ontology annotation, cellular component: intracellular membrane-bounded organelle. Gene Ontology annotation, molecular function: ribose-5-phosphate isomerase activity. NCBI's taxonomy places the organism in Eukaryota, Metazoa, Arthropoda, Insecta, Hymenoptera, Diprionidae. Gene Ontology annotation, biological process: pentose-phosphate shunt, non-oxidative branch; D-ribose metabolic process.